Anopheles bellator is the source of this 1977-nucleotide messenger RNA. RefSeq names its product LIM homeobox transcription factor 1-alpha. The record is from RefSeq and is a predicted model, not a curated record. Lineage: Eukaryota; Metazoa; Arthropoda; Insecta; Diptera; Culicidae. Bases 1 to 1977 code for a protein of 658 amino acids. The transcript is spliced from 8 exons. Gene Ontology annotation, cellular component: nucleus. Gene Ontology annotation, biological process: regulation of transcription by RNA polymerase II; neuron differentiation. Gene Ontology annotation, molecular function: RNA polymerase II transcription regulatory region sequence-specific DNA binding; DNA-binding transcription factor activity, RNA polymerase II-specific.
AUGAUCGAUCAGCAGCCUAAACUACCGUACUUUCCCAUGGAAAUGAAGUGCAACUUGGUGGGGCCGGUCGGUCAGGACGAAAGCCGUCCACCCGGAUGUGGCCAGCCGAUGACGAGCGAGCCAGGUGGCAGCGUUGGCGGGACGAGCGAGCGGCCGGCAAGCAACAUGGCCACCACCACCACCACCAUUAGUAGCUGUAGUGCUAAAACACCAAUUACGGCGAACGCUUCGCCACAGCAACAGCAGCAGCACCAUCAACCGGCUCCACCUGCCACGAACGCGAUCAGCCACGGGUCGGUCACGGCGUCACCGGCAUCCCUCGGACAGGACGGACGAAUAUUGCUGGCUGCCGCCGCCGCCGCAGCCGCCGCCGUAAUGGGCUCCGAAAAUGACGUCGGCGGUGGAGCGCCCGGAGCCGUGCUGGGGAGCUCUCUGUGCGGCCAGUGCUGCAGCCCGAUCUGCGAUCGGUACAUCAUGAAGGUGGUGGACAUCACGUAUCACGAGCGCUGCCUCCAGUGUACCUCCUGCUCGAUCCGCCUCAUGCACUCGUGCUUCAUGCGCGACGGGAAGCUGUACUGUCGCUUCGACUACGAGCGGCUGUACGGCAGGAACAGAUGUCUCGGAUGUGGUGAGAAGAUCGGUGCCGACGAGCUGGUAAUGCGCGCCCUGGAUAAUGUGUUCCAUCUGAAGUGCUUCAUCUGCGUCGUCUGCGGCGUGCGGCUGCAGAAAGGCGACCAGUACGUCAUCAAGCAGAGUCAGCUGUUCUGCCGGCCCGACUACGAGAAGGAGGUGGAAAUGUUCCAGGGCUACAACUACGAUGAGUACUGCUGUGAUGACAUAUUCCAGACGCGCAUCGAUGGCCGCCGGGGUCCGAAGCGGCCACGCACCAUACUGACCACGCAGCAGCGCCGUGCCUUCAAGGCGUCGUUCGACAUAUCGCCCAAACCGUGCCGGAAGAUUCGCGAAGGGCUGGCGAAGGAUACCGGACUCAGCAUUCGGAUCGUACAGGUAUGGUUCCAGAACCAGCGCGCAAAGAUGAAGAAAAUCCAAAAGAAGCAGCUAAAGGAGGGCACCAAAGGGGGCCACCACGGUGCUGGUAGCGCCGGGGGUGCCAACGGUUCCAAGAACCACAACGGUAGCAGCAGCAAGGGCCACGACUCCCCGGACGAGCUGUCGGAUGGCGAGGGCCACGGCAAAUUGUCACUCCGCAUCAAAGACGAAAACUCAAGAUCAAACAACUACCUUCACGACAGCUGCAGUGAUAACGAGGGAACCGUCACCGACAACGACGGAACAUACGGAGGACCGACGGCAGGCGGACGACUGCUCGGUGGGCCCGAUCCGUUCAAAAUCGUCAAGGAGGAGCUCGACUUUGACGUCGACUACUUCCGGCUAGCGAUGCCCCACCAUCACCAUCAUUCCGUCCCCGGCCGGUAUGGUGGAAAAUCCUUCGGUCACGACCACCAAAUGGGCCCCGGAGGGUGUUCGGGCAUCAAGACGGAAAACAUGACGUCGCUCGACACGUCCCUGACGGCGGUCGCCGAAAUGGAGUACCACGGUGUCCCGUUGCAACAGUUGGCGUCGGCGAUGAACGGUGCCGGGUCUCCCCACGGCAUGGUCGGUGGGCCGACGCCAGCCUCGUCAACCCCCGGCAACCCGCCGAUGCCCAACCCGAUCGAUCGGCUCUACUCGAUGCAGAACUCGUACUUCUGCAACCAGGAAAAUCCGCUCCCCGCCAUCCACGGCCACUGUGGUGGACCGCAGCACCAGCUACAGAACCAGAUGCAGCUGCAGUCGCCACACUGCCCAUCGAUGACGUCAUCCGGUGGUCCACUGGCACUCGGACACACUGGCCACCAACACCACUUUGCGAGCAACAAUAAUCUGCCGAGUAUGGCGCUCGGUGCAUCAACCGGUCAUCACGGCCUGGGCCUGUGCGGUGCCGGGCUCGAGCCGCAACCGGAAGCCGUGAUGUAA